CCAUCUGGUGACUUGAAACAUCAACUUAUUCUGACUCUCAUAAGCUCCAGUGGGUAAAUGGUAUCCCGAAGUAUGCCGCUAUUUGGUACACAAAAUUACACAAAUUAGAGGUUAUACGAAACCGCAAUAAACUAUUGAAAGUUGCCUUAAACUGUAUAAAACUACUCACAAAUUGAAUGAAUUACAAGAGAGUAGAAACGGCACAUGAUGUCGAGGGGAAUUUUCAUUUCAAAAAAUUUGCAACGAAGAUGGGCAUCUACAAAGUUGAUGGUAGAAAUGGAUCCAGUUGUCGAUAAACAGUUGGAAACUGCUGAAUUUAACCCUAAGAAACAUCCGGGUAUAUUAAAAUUACAAUUCGUACAGGUGCCAGAAUGGAUUCAGAAUGGCAUGGUAAAGGCUAUUGGAGAUGGGUCGAUGAAGAGUUUACGUCAAGGAGGAGAAAAAUUGGCAGCUUAUUUAAACCAGCGUCAUCCUCCGCCUAACGCAGCUGAAGUAAAUAGAAAGCUCUCCAAGGUGAAGCAGAAGUUUUUGGAAAAAUUUGACACCAGUGAAAUGAGCGAAGAGCAGAUAGCAGAAUUUCUGAAAAAAAACAGCAUAAACAUCAAAAUGGCCUUGAAGCAGCACGUUUAUCCUUGGCAUGCAAUCGAGUAUGACGCCACAAGAAGUUUGCAUUACAUGUUAGGUCGUGCUGCGCAAGAUUUUGCAGUUUUAUAUCGAAUAUUCAACGAAAUCGCGACGACGGAUAGAGAUUUCAAACCAGAAUCUUUGUUCGAUUUUGGAUCUGGUAUAGGAACGGUGGUUUGGGCGGCGCAUAAUUUUUGGAACAAAUCGCUCAAUGAAUAUUAUUGCGUCGAUCCUUCCAACGACAUGCACACUGUUGCGGAAUCUAUUAUAGGUAACCAACUGGGAAGCCCGAAGAACGUUUACUAUCGACAGCAUUUACCAGCCGCAGCAAGGUACACAUCCAACAUUGUCGUAAGUGCGUUUUCAUUGUUCGAAUUACCCAGUGCGGAGGCCCGACUAGAGGUGAUCCUGAAGCUCUGGUUGAAAAGCGAUAACUAUCUGGUCAUCGUAGAGCAGGGGACAAACGCAGGUUUCAAGCUCGUGACCGAGGCCCGCGAUUUCAUCCUGGACCUGUCCAACAAGCCAUCGGAGAACGACGACCUUCGCCCUUUCCACAUAGUCGCUCCGUGCCCCCACGACCUGAUCUGUCCCAGGUACGUCCUGGAUCGUACCCCCUGCAAUUUCGUCGCUCCCUACACUACUCUGAAACUGGGUCAACACGUGACAAACAAACAAGAGCGGUAUUCUUACGUGGUGUUCAAAAAAGGUGAACGACCGGAGGGCGUCGAGCCUUGGCCCAGGAUAGUCAGACCGACCUUGGUCCGGUCGAAGCACACUAUCUGCCGGAUGUGCACGGGCGACGGUAAACUGGAAGAAAUCGUGUUCACGGCCGCUAAACACGGAAAGUUGGCGUACAGGUGCGCGAGGUACAGCAACUGGGGGGACAGAUUGCCGCUGCAGAUUCGACAGGGAACGGAAGAUCCCGAGUGAAGCUCGCCGCGGUUAUUUUAAAACGGACCGCACGACCGAAUCGCAUUUGUAAAUAUUAUAUGUAUAGGUAAACAGGCUCGCCCAUGUGCGAGUCGACGAUCGGACGAAUAAAAUAUUUGUAUGAAAAA
Molecule: messenger RNA, 1682 nt
Organism: Athalia rosae (coleseed sawfly)
Lineage: Eukaryota; Metazoa; Arthropoda; Insecta; Hymenoptera; Athaliidae
Product: methyltransferase-like protein 17, mitochondrial
Exons: 10
Coding region: 205-1554 (449 amino acids)
Biological process (GO): translation
Cellular component (GO): mitochondrial small ribosomal subunit
Molecular function (GO): structural constituent of ribosome; methyltransferase activity
Source: RefSeq, a predicted model, not a curated record